Messenger RNA from Solanum verrucosum, 1684 nucleotides. Its product is annotated as glycerol-3-phosphate acyltransferase 1. The transcript has 3 exons. The record is from RefSeq and is a predicted model, not a curated record. Gene Ontology annotation, cellular component: membrane. Gene Ontology annotation, biological process: cutin biosynthetic process. Gene Ontology annotation, molecular function: glycerol-3-phosphate 2-O-acyltransferase activity; phosphatase activity. The coding region runs from base 11 to 1645 and encodes 544 amino acids. Lineage: Eukaryota; Viridiplantae; Streptophyta; Magnoliopsida; Solanales; Solanaceae.
UGUCAAAAAAAUGUCACUUCCACUAAAAAAUAUAGUUUUUCCAAUGAUUUUACUAAAAGUAGCAGAAUGGUUUCUUUACAAACUCCUCGCAAAUUCAUGUUAUAAAGCAGCAAUGAAAGUUAAAAAUUCUCGAUUUUUUUUCAAGAAUUCAUCUUUUAGAUCAUCUCAUCAAAUUCCUCUGUACCCAAACAUCUCGAAAUGUAACAAUAUAAGAAAAUCGGAAACAGUUAUAUGUGAUAUUCAAUCUACAUUACUUAGAUCUGAAUCAUUUUUUCCGUAUUUCAUGUUAAUUGCUUUCGAAGGUGGCAGUAUAUUAAGAGCUCUGUUUUUGCUUCUGUCAAGUCCUCUGUUAUUCGUUCUUGAUUUCGAAGCUAAAUUGAGAGUUAUGGUGUUUAUAUCUUUCUGUGGGAUGAAAAUUAAGGAUGUUGAAUGUGUUGGUAGAGCUGUUUUACCUAAGUUUUAUCUUGAAAAUUUGAAUGUUGGUGUUUACGAGGUGAUGAAAUCUGCAGGGGAAAGAAUGGUGUUUACGAGUGUGCCUAGAGUUAUGGUGGAAAGUUUUUUGAAGGAAUAUUUGAGUGUUGAUUGUGUUAAAGGGACUGAAUUGCAUUGUUUUGGGAAUUAUUUUAGUGGAUUUGUUUCAUCUUCUGGGAUUUUGAUUAAGCAUAGAGCAUUGAUGGAAGUUGUUAGUGAGAAAAAACCAGAUAUUGGUAUUGGAAAUUCAAGUCUUCAUGAUCAUUUGUUUAUCUCCCUUUGCAAGGAAGCUUAUGUGGUGAACAAAGAGGAUGAAAAGGCUCAGUCAAUAUUACCAAGGGAAAAAUACCCAAAGCCAUUAGUUUUUCAUGAUGGAAGGCUAGCAUUUCUACCUACACCUCUUGCAACAUUAGCCAUGUUUAUGUGGCUACCAAUUGGGAUUCCACUAUCCAUUUUUAGAAUCUUAAUUGGCAUAUGUUUGCCUUACAAAGUAGCUGUUUUGUUGGGAAAAUUAAGUGGUAUAAGACUCAGAGUUAAAGGUACUGACCCUCCAAGAUCUGAAAAUGACAAAGGAGUCCUAUAUGUUUGCACUCAUAGAACACUUUUGGACCCUGUAUUUCUUAGCACAUCUUUGGGAAAGCCUUUAACAGCAGUGACUUAUAGUUUAAGCAAAAUGUCUGAAAUUCUUGCUCCUAUUAAAACUGUGAGAUUGACAAGAUCAAGACAAAAAGAUGGAGAAGCCAUGCAAAGAUUGCUUAGUGAAGGUGACUUAGUGGUAUGCCCAGAAGGGACAACAUGUAGAGAGCCAUAUCUAUUAAGGUUCAGUUCACUAUUUGCAGAAUUAGCAGAUGAGAUUGUACCAGUGGCUAUGAACACAAAUGUUAGCAUGUUUUAUGGUACAACAGCUAGUGGGCUUAAAUGUUUGGACCCAAUUUUCUUCUUGAUGAAUCCAAGGCCUUGUUACAAUGUUGAAAUAUUAGGCAAAUUACCAAAAGAAUUGACUUGUGCUGGUGGAAAAUCAAGUCAUGAAGUGGCUAAUUAUAUACAAAGACAAUUAGGUGCUGCAUUGGGAUUUGAGUGCACUAAUCUUACAAGAAGGGAUAAAUAUUUAAUGCUUGCUGGUAAUGAAGGGGUAGUUGAAGAUCAAAAUUCAAGAAUAAAUACCCCUAAUUAAUUUAAUUAUGGAGUAUAUAGGAUUAGUGUUUUUUUUAAU